AUGGAAGCAGCGCGGGAACCCCCAUGGGCAGAGCACGAAAAGGUCUAUCUGCUCGCUGAGGUGUUGAAGGCGGCCCCAAUUCCUUCUCACGUUCUCUUUAAUAUCAUACGCGACAAUAACAUCCAGCCACGAUGGAACGACAUGGCACUGCCUCCCGGACGCUCAAUGCACUCGAGCCAAAGAGCCUUCGAUGCCCUAGCUGCCAUGUACACCGGAUCAGACUAUAGGCGCCCUCCACUCCCCGUGCCUAUGGUUUAUCCUGGCCCCGAAGCAACCAAGAAGCGACCGCACCCUCAAGAGACAACCACACCAAUCGGUAGACUGCUCCAGCCUCGUCCGCCGCAUCCGUAUCCUGAGUACAUGCCCGCGGUUCCCGCCUAUGCGUCAGCUAUGAAUCCAGCAGGCGAGCCAGCAAACAAGAAAAAAAGAGGGAGACCAACCAAAGCAGAAGCACAGCAGAGAGCAGAGGCGGCGGCGGCGCGUGGAGAAAUCUAUCCGCCUCCUCGAAGAGGUCGAGUAUCCAUCACAGGCCCGUCGACAGAGUCUUCGCCCCAAGGUCCCGAAUCGCGAUCGCACGAACAGCGCACCCCUCCACCUUCUGCACCUACACAACCGAGCUCCACCAUGACGCCUCAACAACAAGUCGGCCCAGAACAGGAAUCAGAAUCGUCUUCAGGCAAAAGAAGGCGUAGCAGACCACAACCAUUAGAAUUGGAGAAGCAUCGUGCUCUCAGCGACAUGGAGUCUCCGCUUGCAUACGGUUCAAGCUCAGGAGACCCCACUCGCAAUCAAACGUAUUCAACAUAUACGCCUAUAUCCGCGCCGUUACCUUCCUCGACCGAUUCGAGGGACAGGGACGUACGCAUGGAAGGAGUCGAAGAGACUCAGCCACGAACCACGACACCUCAUUCGUUUAAAGACACGGUCGGCAUAUGA
Messenger RNA from Plenodomus lingam JN3, 936 nucleotides. RefSeq lists its product as uncharacterized. Lineage: Eukaryota; Fungi; Ascomycota; Dothideomycetes; Pleosporales; Leptosphaeriaceae. The record is from RefSeq and is a predicted model, not a curated record.